GUUGAAUUAUUUGAUGACUGCUCUCUUACUUUUGAUGAUGAGGGUAAACCGACACUGUCUUGCGGUCUCUUCGACUCUUUGAAGAUUGAAAUUGAUUUGACAUGCUCGAUUUGUCUGUUUCUCUCACAUGUGGCCAUCUUCUAUGCUACAUGUGUUGUUGUUCUGCUGCAUCGGUGACAAUAGUUGAUGGCUUAAAGGCUGCAAACCACAAAGCAAAAUGUCCUCUUUGUCGACAGGAAGGAGUAUAUGAAGAUGCAACGCACUUAAAUGAGUUGAAUAUCUUGUUGAGCCACAGUUGCCGUGACUACUGGCAGAAGCGGCUUGAGAUUGAAAGAGUUGAGCGAGUUCGUCUGACAAAGAAACACUGGCAAUCUGUGAGACAGGAUUUCCUUGGUUUCCAAUGAACAAAACAUUGUUUGUCAGUCAGUGAUCAAAUUGCUUUGAUGGAAUAACUCUUGUUCAAACCCCUUCUUACCUUCUUGUUUACAGUUGUAAGUUUUUGUAACCAGAUGAUUCGCGCGAAGUCCUCAUAGGUCAAAGAAUAAUGUAAAUGAUGCUGUUGUGAAAUUUUCUGAAAGUGUAUGCUUGAUAGCUAAACUUUAGGAUGCUAUAC
Messenger RNA from Zingiber officinale, 613 nucleotides. RefSeq names its product probable E3 ubiquitin-protein ligase BAH1-like 1. The transcript has 4 exons. Lineage: Eukaryota; Viridiplantae; Streptophyta; Magnoliopsida; Zingiberales; Zingiberaceae. The record is from RefSeq and is a predicted model, not a curated record. The coding region runs from base 102 to 404 and encodes 100 amino acids.